GGCACCAGUAUCGCGGAGUGCGUUUAGAGUACGCGCGUGUACCACUCGCUCGGACAUCGUAAACACGACGCUGGUACCACUACGUUAUACUGACACGUUACUAUAGAAACCGGUUGGUUUUAUGAUCGGAUACACUGGGAUUGUGUGAUACCAAUAUGUUCCGUGGCCCCAUCUGUGUCUGAUUUUCUGUGCUCAUUAAAAGUGCCAGUGGAAAACUAUAAUGUGCUUAUGAUACAGUGAUAUUGGAUUAUAUUGCAGGAUCGUUACUAAAUUAAGGAACAGUGAAAGAUGGCGGGUUUAGAAGUGUAUAGGUACUAAAACAAUAUGGCCGUCGCCAGGGCGGUCCUCAUACUGCUAGCAUCCACCGCCCAAGCGUGGAUGCCCGACGCAAACGCUCGAAUCCAUAUCAAAUAUGGCGAUGAAACUACGGAGCAGUUUGUGGGCAAUACGACAGGACCAAACCACUUCCGUAUUUUAGACAAAGACGACUUCUCUAUUUUAGUAGGGGGCAGGAGUACGGUCUAUAAUCUCAGCCUCUACGAUUUAUCGGAAAAUGUAGAACAGCGAAUAGAAUGGCAAUCUACUGUCGCACAUCGAGAGCUAUGUCUAAUAAAGGGAAAAUCGGCGGACGAUUGCCAGAACUAUCUGCGAGUGGCGACUAGGGCUCACGGGCGAUUGCUGGUCUGUGGAACCAACGCUUUCAAACCCAUGUGCCGGAGGUACGCCAGGCAUCCCCCCAACCACUCGCUCGAAGAGUUCGAUGGAACCGGCAGAUGUCCAUACAACCCGCAACACAAUUCAACUGCCAUAUUCACAGAUGGUCAUCUAUAUACUGCGACGGCUGCAGAUUUUUCGGGCUCCGAACCCUUAAUAUACCGAGAACCAGUAAGGACCGAACACUCAGAUUUACGAUUAUUAAACGAUCCCUCAUUUGUCGGAGCAGUGGCUUCAACGAGCCACGUUUACUUCUUUUAUCGUGAGACUGCUGUCGAGUACAUGAACUGCGGAAAGUCGGUAUAUUCGAGGGUCGCAAGAGUAUGUCUAAAUGAUAAAGGUGGUCCACACCCUUUUAACGAUAGAUGGACAUCAUUUCUCAAAGCCCGACUAAACUGCUCAAUACCUGGGGAAUAUCCGUUCUACUUCGAUGAAAUACAAGCUACUACUGAAAUUAUUAAUGGUGUUUAUGGCAACGGCGGUAACAGGAAUGAUAUAGUUUAUGCUGUGUUUACAACACCACAAAACGCAAUCGGUGGUUCGGCAGUAUGUGCAUUUGCGAUGAGAGAUAUUUUAGACGCUUUCGAAGGACCAUUUAAAGGACAGAAAAAUAUGAACUCGAACUGGCUACAAUUGCCAAAAGAAAAAGUUCCCCAACCACCGCAACCAGGGUCGUGCGUAGAAGAUAGUAGAACACUUUCGGAUUCAGCCAUCAAUUUUAUUAAAACACAUCCACUGAUGGAUAAAGCUGUUCCGUCAUUUUUAGCACGACCGAUUCUUAUAAGAGUCAGUUUACAGUAUAGGUUUUCAGCGAUCGCUAUCCACCCUCAAGUGCAGUCAAUGAAUGGCAACAAAUACGACGUUAUGUACGUCGGUACAGAUGACGGCAGGGAUAAAGCUGUGAAUGUAGCUUCUAACGAGGGCGUAUUCGAUGCUAGUAUGGAUGAAUAUGGUAAAAAUCCAGUAAGAACAGCAGUAAUAUCCGAGGUCCAAGUACUGCCACCCGGCGUACCAAUCAAACAAAUGCAUGUAGCUCUCACUACCGAGAAGUUAAUCGUAUCUUCCGGCGACAUGAUAAAAGCCAUAACGUUAUCUCACUGUGCUAACGUGCAAUCGUGCAGAGAAUGCGUGGGACUGCAAGAUCCUCAUUGUGCUUGGGAUUCCAAACAGCAGCAAUGCUCUUGGGUUGGAAACAGACAAUUUCCAAAUCCGGAAAGAUUUUUACAAAACAUAGAAACCGGCAAGACUGAUAUUUGCAAUAAAUUACCUAGUUUAUUACCGAGUGACCGUCACGCAAACCGAAAUCCUGUAACGAAAAAGCCUCAGUCCGACCCGAAUCCUCAUCAACCAAAUAACGAUAUACAAAAUGAAAUUCUUAUUGAAGUAGUCGAAACUAACGUCCUGUCUGAAGACAAAGACACUAGCAAUAAUAAGCACGAAACAGAUUUACUAACAGUCGAAGCAGCGGGCAACAUCUACAGUGCUCAGGCGUUGCUUACCGCGGUAGUCGCCUCCUGUCUCGUCACUCUCAUGGUCGGCUUCGUCAUCGGAUACCUCUUCUCCAGAAGAUUCAGACACCCUUUCUUCACUGACACCUCUCCCUUUAAUGAGCAGCAUAAUCAAUUGAAUCGACUGAGCCCAUUAGAAACGCCUUUAAAUGUGAACUCGGGCUACAUGCCGCCGAGGUCAAAAAACGUGAACAUUGUAGCUAAUGUUUGCCCUCUAGCAAAGCAGGACAAUCUGCAUCUCGAGCUGGGUAAAGAACGGACUCUCGACCUUCGCAACUCCACCGAGUCCCUCGACAAGGACCUCAAGUGUGGUACCCUACAAAAAGUCAAAAAGACUUAUAUAUGAAAACUACCGCAAACUGUGUACGGAACCAUUUCAAAGUGACAGUGACAUUGUGUGUGCCAAGACUGAGUGUCGGUGAAAUGUGAACUUUGUAAAUAUUGAUUAUAAAGUGACUUAUAAAACUCUUUACUUACUCAAACAAUCAUUGCAUUUCAGCGAUCGUCGCCAGGGACUCUAACAUUUUGUUAUGGAAUUGCGACCUUAUAACUUUUAUAUACCACCUACGUUUUGAAAAGUCCUAUAGAAUUACAUUAUGCGAUUGUGGAGAUUACUGUGAUUGUAAUAUAUUUAAUAUUCAAUGUCAGUUUUGAUGAAAACUAAUAACAUAUCGAUAAACUAAUGAGAAAAUGAACCAAUACUACUUACUUAUCGAAGAUCACUUUCUAGUAUACAUUAAAUAUUAAAUAUAUUCACUUUAUACAUUCCGUGUAUUAGUUAUGUAGAAUAAUUGGCAGAGCAGCUCUUUGUAAAUAUAAAUUUGUAUAUAACGCUAACAAUAGCUAAGGACCACGAUGGUCGAUAGACAAAUGGCAUAAAAAAUUUAAAUAAUUAUCUAAUUUAUAACUGUAAGAUCAUAACCGAGCAUAUUAUUGUUACAAAGCGUUUCAUGAAGCGCUAAUUUUCAAAAGAAAAGGCAUAUUAUUAUAAUAAAUUUGUUGAAUAUAAUGUUACGGAUAUAGAUUAAAAUUGCUGUGCUAACUGCAUAGUGCCUUGUAGGUUGCCAAUAUAGUGCCUAAUGUAAUCUAGGAUACACCAGGAAGAAAUUGUAUAUUAAAUGUUUGUUCUCCUGUUAAUGUCUGUUUAAAGCUUAUAAGCUUUAAUCAUGAACUGUAUUUAUAGAUUAUAUUUUCAAAAAAAAAAAAUGUUUUAAAUGGCUUAAGCUGCUCAUGUACUACACUUAUUACGUGAGAACCCCAAGUUAUGUUCCUUCCUCAUAUAUGCUACGAGUGCUAUCUUUUAUGUUUUAUAUUUAAAUUAAUAUUUAAAACUAAAUGUUGUGCUGAAAUUACCACCUGAAAUCAAAAAAUUAACAAGUAAACCCACCGUGAAACAAUCAAAGUUGUUAUGUAAGGCGGAAAUGAUUUCCCCGUCUUGAUGCUACGUAAACAUUAGAAGAGGUUUUAUAUUAGUUAUAGUGGAGGCGAAACAAACUCUUUAAAGUUUAGAAAAUUAUUAUUUUAAAGAAGUUUUUAUAUUUUUUAGAUAAUUAAAUCAAUAUAACAUUUCAUUAUUGCAAAUAUGUGAGUAAAUGGAUACAUAUUGUACAUACAUUCAGGUGAAAUUGAUUGUAAUGUGUUGUAUACAUCAAAAUACGUAUUAUUUAUACUUAUUCUUUGUAAUAAAUAAAUAAAUUGAAA
Molecule: messenger RNA, 3923 nt
Organism: Danaus plexippus (monarch butterfly)
Lineage: Eukaryota; Metazoa; Arthropoda; Insecta; Lepidoptera; Nymphalidae
Product: semaphorin-1A-like
Biological process (GO): negative chemotaxis; positive regulation of cell migration; negative regulation of axon extension involved in axon guidance
Molecular function (GO): chemorepellent activity; semaphorin receptor binding
Source: RefSeq, a predicted model, not a curated record